AUGUCUGACGCAAAGUCAUCUCCUUCUCUUGGUGAGAAGGUAAAGGUGAAGGACAGCAACAAGUUGUUCUCACUAAAGGUCAACGUUGUAAAGGCCAAGAACUUGUUGGGUUCCGAUGGCUCUGUGGCCAGUCCCUACGUCAAAGUCGUCUGGGGCAACAAGAAGAAGGGCAUCAAGACUAAGGUUGUCACCAAGUCAUCCGAGCCCGAAUGGAACCAACUAUGUCAGUUCGACAUCAAGAGGGAGAAGUACCCAGAUAAAAAACCAGAUGUAGAACUUGAAGUCUAUGAACAUAACAAGUUCUCGGGAGACAAGUUGAUUGGAGAGGCCAAGUACCCAGUGUUGGACAAUGUUGUAAUAUUGGGCGAUGCGACCAAUGUAUCAUUGCCAGUGGUUCUCCACGCCGGCUCCAAGCACGAGUCCAAGACCGAGAUCGUGUUCACCGUCACCCCAACAGACUUUGGCCAGGACAAGGCCGUCGUCGAGAAGCAACGACAGAUUGAGGAGCAAAAGAAGAUGGUGGAGGUCGAGAAGCAGUUUGCCAAAUUGGUCGACCAGCUUGCCAACGACCCAAAGACAAAGGAGACGAUGCUCAAGAUGCCCUACCAGAGCAAGCAGCAGCUGAUCCUGCAGCACAAGGACAAGCUGUCGCACGAGAAGACACCCGAUCACUUUGCCAUCAAGCUGCUGAAGGAGCUUGGACUGAGGGCCAAGAAAUCGUCGACCACCGCCACAUCCACCACUGCCAGCACCGACGGCAUGUCGCUGUCCGAUCUGAAAGAAAUAAGUGUUGCACUUCGUUCGCGUGGUCACGACUGGAUCCGUGAGUUCCAUCGUCUAGAGGCAACAUCCCGUUUGGUUGAGCUUCUCAACAUUGUCAGACAACAACCAACACAUACUGAAGACUCACUUCAGUUCCAGCUUGAGUGUCUGGCCUGUAUAAAGAAUUUGAUGAACAACAAGCUCGGUAUCUCCUACAUUCUGAGCAUCAGAGACACACCAAAGAUCAUUGGUGCAUGCAUUGGUUCGACAAACGACAAAAUCAAUGAACUUGCAAUUGGUCUGCUGAACGUAGUCAACUUCCAUUCGUUCAAGAAUGGAAUCAAUAUUGGCCAUAAGAUCAUCAUUGAGGUGAUGAACAAUAAUAAGGUGGUCAAGAAUGAGAGAAGAAGAUUCUUGUCGUUGGUCGAUGCACUCCGUGCUCGUCCAGCCUUCAAGGAGACACGUGACACCCUGCGCACAAAGUCCAUCUACCUGUCGCUGAUCAACACUAUCGUCAACGCACCACCCGAGAUCGACCUGCGUCUGAGUCUGCGUCAGGAGUUCUACUGGCUGGGCCUCAAGGAGCUGAUCGAGCAGCUGAGCAAGUACGAGUACGACGAUUCGCCCGAGCUGGACACACAGAUCACUGUGUUCCAGGAGGAAGAGUCCAAGGAUAACAAGGAGAUGGCCGACAGGUUCAGCGAGUUCCCCGGCCUGAACCUUUCCAACACUGACGACAUUGUCAAGGCUCUGCUCGACAAGAUCAAGAUGACCGGUCUGAUCGACACGUACAGGGAGAUCGUCAAGGAUCUGUUGGUGAUGCCCGCCAACGAGGAGGCCGGUCUCAGGACCUGGCUGUUGGCCUCGAGACUGGUCAAGCAGGUGUCACUCGAUAAGAACAUCGGCCUUGAGGAGGACUACGUCAUCCCCUUGGAGAACCUGUUGCUCACAUGCGAGCAAGAGGCCAAGGAGUUGCCACUCAAGUCCAAGAUCGAGGAGCUGUCCAAGGGCUCGCAGGACCUCAACAAGAAGAUGGCUGCACAGGAGCUCGAGCUCAAGGAGAAGCUGGACCAGGUGAAGAAGUUCGAGGAGAACUCUUCCAAGAACAUGGAGGACAUCAACUCCAAGCUCAAGUCCAAGGAUGAUGAGAUCAAGGCGUUGCUCGAGCAGAUCGAGAAGCUCAAGCUCUCUGGUCCACCAGCUGGCAGCGGAGGCGGCAGAGCCGUCCAAGAGGAUGCACCAAUGUCUGGUGGACCUCCUCCCCCACCUCCACCCCCUCCCCCUGGCGGUGGUCCUCCACCUCCUCCACCUCCCCCUGGCGGCGGCCCUCCACCUCCUCCACCACCUCCCCCUCCUGGUGGCGGUCCUCCACCCCCUCCACCUCCCCCUGGUGGCGGCCCUCCCCCACCUCCGCCUCCCCCUGGCGGCGGUCCUCCACCCCCUCCAGGUGGCCCUCCACCUCCUCCAGGUAUGGGUGGUCCACCAGGCCCACCACCACCCUUUGGCAAGAAGGCUGCUGCUCCACCAAGAAAGCAGAUUCCAUUGCCAGGUCCCAAGAUGAAGGGUCUGCAGUGGACCUCGCUCAACGACAAGAAGAUCGCCGGUACUGUGUUCUCCAAGUUCACCAUCGACUCGUCCAAGGACAUCAACCUCGACUACAAGGAGAUCGAGGACGUGUUCCAGGCCAAGGUCAUCGAGAAGAAGGAGGCUGUGGCCAAGAAGUCAGGCCCAGUCCAGAUCAUCGAUGGAAAGACCAGUCAGAAUCUCGCUAUCUUCUUGUCCCAGUUCAAGGGCAAGUCAUACGACGAGAUCUGCGCAGGCAUCACACGUGGCGACGAGCUCAUGUUCCAGAGCAACCACAUCGAUGCGCUGAUCACCUUCCUGCCAUCAGAGGACGACAUCAACAACAUUAACGAGUUCCUCAAGGAGGACGGCAACGACAUGUCCAAGUUGGGACCAGCUGAGCAGUUCAGCAUGAAGAUCAAUGCCGUGCCAGCCGUCAAGACCCGUCUGCAAGCCAUGAAGUUCCGCUUUGGCUACGGCCCCAAGAAGUCGGACAUCAAGCUGGACAUUGCCAACUUUAGGACCGGUGUCAAGGAGCUGACCGACAGCGAUAAGAUCCCCAAGAUCCUCGAGGUCAUCCUCAUCCUUGGUAACUUUAUCAACGGAGGCACACCAAGAGGUAACGCCUACGGAUUCAAGUUGAACACCAUCACCAAGCUGGCCGACACCAAGUCCACAGACAACAAGCAGUCGCUGGUCAACUACCUGGCGCGUGUCCUUGCCAAGGACUUCCCCGCCCUCGUCAACUUUGCCUCGGAGCUCACUCACGUUGAGGCCGCCUCCAAGAUCUCUGUGCCAAACAUGUUGUCCGAGAUUGCCUCGCUGCGCAAGGACUUCUUGCAGGUGCAAAAGACCAUCGAGACGUUGACACCAGCCGACGACAAGGACACCUUCAAGGCCACCUUUGACUCAUUCAUCAAGGCUGCUCAGGAGGACAUUGACCAGAUCACUGAGAACUCGCAGCUGCUCGAGACUGAGUUCAAGAACUUGGCCACAUCAUUUGGUGAGGACGCCAAGAUUGACCCAUCCGAGUUCCUGUCGAUGUUUGUCAAGUUCCUCGAGUCGUACGACAAGUCCACCAAGGAGAACGAGCAGCUCGCCGCACAGGCCGAGAAGAUCGCCAAGAGAGAGGCUGCCAAGAAGCUCAAGGAGGAGGAGGAUGCCAAGAAGAAGCAGUUGGCCGAGGAGCGCAAGCAGAAGGGUGCUACCGAGGAGGAGGCCAUGCCAGAGGCCGUCGUAGAUGAUCUGCUCAAUGCAAUUGCCAGUGGUGAUGCCUUCAAGAACAGAAGGAGAGCUGGCAGAGGUGCCAGAGCCGCCCAAGUCGACCUGGACGACAUCCAGAUCGAGGUCAACUAA
Acytostelium subglobosum LB1 is the source of this 3681-nucleotide messenger RNA. RefSeq lists its product as hypothetical. NCBI's taxonomy places the organism in Eukaryota, Evosea, Eumycetozoa, Acytosteliales, Acytosteliaceae. The transcript has 4 exons. Gene Ontology annotation, molecular function: small GTPase binding; actin binding. The coding region runs from base 1 to 3681 and encodes 1226 amino acids. The record is from RefSeq and is a predicted model, not a curated record. Gene Ontology annotation, biological process: actin cytoskeleton organization.